UUCCUCUCACUGAGCUUUGGAUCGGAGCAGAACUGGUAGUAGGCUGGUAGCAGCAAUGGCUUCAGCCGUUCCAUCAACCUUGCUCUUCUGCUUGGUGCUCCUUGUUUCACCCUACCUUGGCUGCUCCUACCACACCAGCUACACCCAUGGCGGAAUGCACUACGUUCUCCGUUCGAACCGAGACCACCGGCAACCGAAACAGACUCCAACCUGUUCCUCCGUGCAUUCUGGACGGAGCAGCAGCGAUGGGGUGCCUGUGCUGCACCGGCUGAGUCCAUGCUCCCCUCUCGGCGCCGCACGGAGCCAGGAACAGACGUCCGUGGCCGACGUCUUCCACCGUGACGCCCUCCGCCUCUGCUCCCUGUUCGGCGAGGACAACCAUGGCGACCCUGCACCCGGACCGUCAGCACCGGGCGGUGGCGUCUCCAUCCCCAACAAAGGCGACCCGAUCGAAACGUUGCCGGGGGUGUUCGAGUACCACGUCGUGGCUGGCUUCGGCACCCCGGUGCAGGAGUUCACCGUGGGGUUCGACACCCUCACCCCGGGCGCCACGCUGCUCAAGUGCACGCCGUGCGCCGCCGGCGGGGAGCCGUGUGACCCGGCUUUCGAGCCGUCGGCGUCGUCCUCCCUCGCCCAGGUCCCCUGCGGCUCGACGGACUGCCCGUUCCACGGCUGCUCCGGACCCAGCUGCACCCUCAGCGUCACCAUCAACAACACCCUGCUGGGCAACGCGACCUUCGUAACUGACACGCUCACGCUGACGUCGACGACCACCGUGGAGAACUUCAGGUUCGCGUGCCUCGAGGCCGGCUUCAGGCCGAGUGAUAACUCCACCGGCAUCCUCGACCUCAGCCGGAACAGCCACUCGCUGGCGUCCCGCGCCCCUUCCUCUCCGGGCACGGUCGCCUUCUCCUACUGCCUGCCGUCGUCCCCAGGCACCGUGGGCUUCCUCUCCAUCGGCGCCCCCAAGCCGGAACUCUCCGGCCGCAAGGCGAUCUACACCCAGCUGCGGAGCAACCCGGACAACGGGAACUUGUACGUCGUGGAGCUCGUCGGGCUGGGCCUCGGCGGCCCGGACCUCUCAAUUCCGCCGCCCGCCCUCGCUGGCGACACCAUUCUCGAUCUGCACACGACGUUCACCUACCUGAGGCCCGAGGUGUACGCGGCCCUCCGCGACAACUUCCGCAAAUGGAUGACGCAGUACCCCGCCGCGCCGUCGCUCGGUAGGCUCGACACGUGCUACAACUUCACCGGGUUAAACAUUUUCAUGGUGCCAGUGGUCACGCUCAAGCUCGACGGCGGGGCCGACGUCGACCUCUCCAUGGAUGAAAUGAUGUUCUUCCCCGACCCCGACAACCACUUCUCCAUCGCGUGCCUCGCCUUCGCCGCGGCGCCGGCGAACGCGCGGGAGGCAGCAGUGAUCGGAAACAGGGCGCAGUCGUCGAUGGAGGUGGUGUACGACGUGAGCGGAGGGAGGGUUGGGUUCGUCCCGUACCGCUGCUAAGUGCUAAGUAAGGAUCGCCACCACCCGUGUGCAUGGUGGAGAAGACGGUAAUGCUAGGGGUGUGUUUGUUCCCAUUUCACAUUUCCAGUCUGUAAUAAGAAGCAGAAGAGUCACGAGUGAUCUGCAAGGUGCGGAGCUAUAUAUCCGUACGACCGAAUAAGCAGCAAACCCAGCAAUCAUAAGCUGGUUGUCAGCUGCCACACCUUUAGCAAAUUUAGCAGGAACCUCCGAAUAUCGGUUGUACCUUCUCUUUAAUUUGUGAUGCAUGCGUGGGAUACGUGGAUGUG
Messenger RNA from Setaria italica (foxtail millet), 1791 nucleotides. RefSeq names its product aspartyl protease 25. Gene Ontology annotation, molecular function: aspartic-type endopeptidase activity. The transcript is spliced from 2 exons. The record is from RefSeq and is a predicted model, not a curated record. Gene Ontology annotation, biological process: proteolysis. Lineage: Eukaryota; Viridiplantae; Streptophyta; Magnoliopsida; Poales; Poaceae. The coding region runs from base 56 to 1504 and encodes 482 amino acids.